UUUACAUUAGAUUAAUCUUGCUACAACUUUCAUUUUUUUAGCUUAAACUCAAAUUCUCAUAGUUGCAGUCGUAAAUUCAUAUAUUCGUAGUUAAAAUGGCGAAAACUGAGACGGCAAAUGAUGUUUCAGAUCUAUUCUCCAAAUCAAGCAAAAAUGACGUUGAUCUGAAAAUGGGAUCUAAAGAAAUACAUUUGCCAGAAUCAAUCAACGAAACUGAUCUUCACCAAAUAACGGAACGCGUAGAUCCUGAAAAAAAUUGUAUAGAUUGUAUAGAUUGUUUAGGCCAUGAUCCUGAGUAUGAUUUGUUCAAAGAUACGCCAAUUUAUAUAAGGCAUCAGUUCAUUAGAAAAGUGUUUCUGAUUGUAGUAUUACAGCUUCUGUUCACAUUGGCAGUUACAGCACUAGUGUAUUUUGUGCCUGUCAUCAGGGAUUUCUUGACGCGACAUCCAUACAUCUCAGUUGGAUCCGCAACCGUUUAUUGUGUGAUGACUAUCGUUUUCAUCAUAUUUCCAAAAUUAUUAGAAAAUAGAACUGUGUGCAUUUGCUUCCUAUCGGCAGAAACCACACUUUUAACUCUAGUAGUAGCCACAGUAACCUGCUUCUAUGAACUCAAGGAAAUAUCAAUCGCCCUGGGAGUAACAGUCCUAGUAUUCUCAGUACUAACAGUAGCAUCAUUUCAAAUUAAAUACGAUCUCACAAGAUGGUUCGGAUUUACGAUAAUUUUGUCACUGAUAAUCUUAUCGUUUGGAAUAUUGGUGAUUGUGCUUCCAUUUAAGCCCCUGUAUCUGGCGUUCACAAUCCUCUCGACGAUAGUAACCUGCAUAUACAUUCUGGUUGACGUUCAGUUAAUAUGUGGAGGCAAGAAAAAAUACCAGUUCAGCGUUGACGAUUACAUGUUGGCAGCCUCAACAUUAUACUGUGAUUUCAUAUCACUCUUUAUAGAUAUGCUACGCUUCUUUAGGUUUUAAACAAAUAAUCUAAUAUACCAUACAUCCAUAGAA
Molecule: messenger RNA, 1001 nt
Organism: Theileria parva strain Muguga
Lineage: Eukaryota; Apicomplexa; Aconoidasida; Piroplasmida; Theileriidae
Gene: Faim2
Product: Inhibitor of apoptosis-promoting Bax1 family protein
Exons: 3
Coding region: 96-968 (290 amino acids)
Cellular component (GO): membrane
Source: RefSeq, a predicted model, not a curated record